Messenger RNA from Drosophila melanogaster (fruit fly), 1673 nucleotides. RefSeq names its product cytochrome P450 28d2 (gene Cyp28d2). Gene Ontology annotation, cellular component: endoplasmic reticulum membrane. The record is from RefSeq and is marked reviewed. NCBI's taxonomy places the organism in Eukaryota, Metazoa, Arthropoda, Insecta, Diptera, Drosophilidae. Gene Ontology annotation, molecular function: iron ion binding; oxidoreductase activity, acting on paired donors, with incorporation or reduction of molecular oxygen; monooxygenase activity. The transcript is spliced from 6 exons. The coding region runs from base 42 to 1547 and encodes 501 amino acids.
UAUAGGCCCCUGCGUUAAUCUGUAGCCCAUAAGCUUCCAACAUGUGCCCAGUAACUACAUUUCUUGUCCUCGUGCUGACCCUGUUGGUUCUGGUCUACGUGUUUCUGACAUGGAACUUCAACUAUUGGAGAAAACGUGGCAUCAAGACGGCUCCCACAUGGCCAUUUGUUGGAAGUUUUCCCAGCAUUUUCACAAGAAAGCGAAAUAUUGCCUACGAUAUUGAUGAUAUCUAUGAAAAGUAUAAAGACACGGACAAUAUGGUGGGCGUUUUUACCACCCGAGUGCCCCAAUUGCUGGUCAUGUGUCCGGAAUAUAUACACAAGAUCUAUGCAACCGAUUUCCGUAGCUUUCAUAACAAUGAAUGGCGUAAUUUUGUGAACAAAAAGACGGACAUGAUAUUGGGCAACAAUCCGUUCGUGUUAACUGGCGACGAGUGGAAGGAAAGAAGGUCGGAGAUCAUGCCAGCACUGUCCCCCAAUCGAGUCAAGGCCGUUUAUCCAGUAUCGCAGAGCGUAUGCAAAAAGUUCGUGGAAUAUAUCAGGCGACAGCAGCAGAUGGCCACCUCCGAGGGAUUGGACGCCAUGGAUCUGUCUCUUUGCUACACCACCGAAGUAGUUUCCGACUGCGGACUGGGAGUAUCGGCCCAGAGUUUCACGGACACUCCCACGCCGCUGUUGAAAAUGAUAAAGCGUGUGUUCAAUACCUCCUUUGAGUUCAUCUUCUACAGCGUUGUUACCAACCUGUGGCAAAAGGUGCGCAAGUUCUACAGCGUACCGUUCUUCAACAAGGAAACGGAAGUGUUCUUCCUGGACAUCAUCCGGCGAUGCAUUACUUUGAGACUGGAAAAACCAGAGCAACAGCGCGACGAUUUCCUCAACUAUAUGCUGCAGUUGCAGGAGAAGAAGGGCCUGCACACGGAUAACAUCCUGAUAAAUACGAUGACCUUCAUUCUAGACGGAUUCGAGACUACGGCUCUAGUUCUAGCGCAUAUUAUGCUGAUGCUGGGACGUAAUCCGGAGGAGCAAGAUAAGGUCCGCAAGGAAAUUGGCAGUGCGGAUCUGACCUUUGAUCAAAUGUCCGAGCUUCCGCAUCUGGACGCCUGCAUAUAUGAAACUUUGCGUUUGUUUUCACCGCAAGUUGCAGCACGUAAGCUGGUCACCGAACCCUUUGAGUUUGCGAACAAGAACGGACGCACUGUGCACUUGAAACCCGGAGAUGUGGUUACUAUACCGGUAAAAGCUCUGCACCACGAUCCGCAGUAUUAUGAGGAUCCUUUGACAUUCAAGCCGGAACGUUUCCUUGAGAGCAAUGGAGGUGGUAUGAAAAGUUACAGAGACAGGGGUGUUUACCUAGCUUUUGGCGAUGGACCUCGUCACUGUCCAGGAAUGCGAUUUGCGCUGACUCAACUUAAAGCAGCUCUGGUGGAAAUCUUGAGGAACUUUGAAAUCAAGGUUAAUCCUAAAACCCGCUCGGACAAUCAGAUAGAUGAUACUUUCUUCAUGGCCACCUUGAAGGGUGGUAUUUACCUGGACUUUAAGGACCUUUAAAUAAUAGCAAUAAUCAUAGUAAGCUUUAAGCUUAAAAAACUGGAUAAAGAGAAGUUGUUUGCUCGAAAUAACAAAAAUUAAAAUUAACCUUGAUUAAUGCAUGAUAAUAAAAAAAAAAUAAAAUGC